UGCGUCAGUCAGCGGGCAGGGCACGUCCCCUGAGGGGGGCGGGAGGGGGGUGUCACACCGCCUCCUGCCCGGGCUGCCGAGCUUGUGCCGGGAGGUUGCGGGCGCCGCCGCUGCUGCUCCGAGCCAGAGCCAUGCGGGAGGCGGGCGGCAGCCUGUGCCUGGCGCUCCUGCUCCCGGCGCUGCUCGGCUUGGAGUUCAGCUAUCACCGCAGCGAGCAGCUGGGGACGUUCCUGGAGGAGGUGCACCGGCGGCACCCCUCCAUCACCGCCCUGCACAGCGUCGGGCGGUCCGUGGCAGGUAGAGACCUGUGGGUUCUUGUUCUGGGAAGGUUUCCAACCCAACAUACCAUUGGCAUACCAGAAUUCAAGUAUAUUGCUAAUAUGCAUGGGGAUGAGACCGUUGGGAGGGAGCUGCUGCUCCAUUUGAUAGACUUCCUGGUGACCAACGAUCAGAGCGAUCCAGUUGUUACAAAGCUAAUCGAUAGCACGCGGAUUCAUAUCAUGCCAUCAAUGAACCCGGAUGGAUUUGAAGCUACAACAGUGCAUGAUUGUUAUUACUCAGAAGGAAGGUUCAAUAAGAAUGGGAAAGAUCUGAAUAGGAAUUUCCCUGAUGUCUUCAACAGUAACAAUGUUACAAUCCAGCCAGAGACUCAAGCAGUGAUAAAUUGGAUAAAAAAUGAGACGUUUGUUCUUUCAGCUAACUUGCACGGUGGAGCACUGGUUGCCAGUUACACAUUUGAUAACGGUAACCCAGCUACUGGCUCUUUACAAGGCUAUAGCAGAUCCCAAGAUGAUGAUGUUUUCAUACACCUUGCAAAAACCUACUCUUCCAACCAUGCCAGCAUGUACAAAGGGAAUGAAUGUGGGAAUAAACCAGUCUUUCCAUAUGGCAUUACAAAUGGGUAUGCCUGGUACCAACUGCAAGGUGGGAUGCAGGAUUACAACUACAUCUGGGGACAAUGUUUUGAAAUUACGUUGGAGUUGUCAUGCUGUAAAUAUCCACCAGCAAGUCAACUUCAGGCAUUCUGGAAUGACAACAAAGCUGCUUUAAUUGAAUACAUUAAACAAGUUCAUCUCGGUAUCAAAGGUCAAGUUCUUGACAGGCAUGGACAGCCUAUACCAAAUGUAAUAGUGGAAGCCAAAGGAAGGGAACAUAUCUGUCCCUAUAGAACCAAUCAACAUGGAGAAUAUUACCUUCUCCUCCUGCCUGGAAGCUAUGUGCUUAAUGCUACAGCACCCGGAUCUGGAUCAAUACUAAAAACACUGCUAGUACCAAACGGUCCUGAAAACUUCAGUGCUUUGAAAUAUGACUUUGUUUUCUCAGAGGUCUCCACCAUAGCAAGAGAUGCUUCGUGCCCUACCAAACCUCUUUAUCCAGAUUUUGAAACCAUUUCAGCAGCAGUAAAACCUACUUUGCAUUUCUUGGCUUUAAUGACUGUUUUGUAUACAGUUUUCAAGGAAGAAUUAGGUGAAACUUGAAAACAUUAUCUCUAGCACAUCAAUGCACAAAUGUGUUUUUUAAGAGCUAAAAGUUGUAUUUGCAAAAGAGUGUAUAUUAUUGUAUAAUUGAAUACCGAGGGUUUUUUUAAUCAAGUUUACUAUAUUUUUAAAAUGUUGGCCGGACAAUCAAUAAAUGUUUUGCCUGUUUAAAUGUA
Molecule: messenger RNA, 1654 nt
Organism: Caretta caretta (loggerhead turtle)
Lineage: Eukaryota; Metazoa; Chordata; Testudines; Cheloniidae
Gene: CPM
Product: carboxypeptidase M
Biological process (GO): protein processing; peptide metabolic process
Molecular function (GO): metallocarboxypeptidase activity; zinc ion binding
Source: RefSeq, a predicted model, not a curated record